AUGGUUGCCCACCGACAUGCAAUCCGCACACCAGCAUGGCUGCCCACCGACAUGCACUCCGACACCAACGCGGCCGUGCAACCUCCCCUGCAGGCACUUGCGUUCCCGCGCGGCGCCCUCGUGCGACGAAAGGGAGGCCAGAUUCCGGCCGAGGGUCGCGUCGCGGCAUCCAAGGGAGAGGCGGGCGGCCAAUCAUCGGCCGGGCCCUGGAUGAUGCGGGCGCACGUCGUCACAACCUGCGAGGACGCAGGCGCACGCGUGUCCCCGUCCCGCAGCGUCGACGCACAACACGCAGAGCGCACCGAGUAA
Drechmeria coniospora is the source of this 309-nucleotide messenger RNA. RefSeq lists its product as uncharacterized. The coding region runs from base 1 to 309 and encodes 102 amino acids. The transcript has a single exon. The record is from RefSeq and is a predicted model, not a curated record. Lineage: Eukaryota; Fungi; Ascomycota; Sordariomycetes; Hypocreales; Ophiocordycipitaceae.